Hylaeus anthracinus is the source of this 1008-nucleotide messenger RNA. RefSeq names its product ribonuclease H2 subunit A. Gene Ontology annotation, molecular function: RNA-DNA hybrid ribonuclease activity; RNA binding. The record is from RefSeq and is a predicted model, not a curated record. Gene Ontology annotation, cellular component: ribonuclease H2 complex. Gene Ontology annotation, biological process: mismatch repair; DNA replication, removal of RNA primer. Bases 1 to 1005 code for a protein of 334 amino acids. NCBI's taxonomy places the organism in Eukaryota, Metazoa, Arthropoda, Insecta, Hymenoptera, Colletidae. The transcript is spliced from 2 exons.
AUGGAAAAGAAUAAGGAUACAGUAGAUAACGUUAUUGAAAUUAAAUCAGAAGUGAAUGCUAAUAAUAUACAAGAAGAUACUCGAAUUACCUGCAGAGAGGACCUGAUUCCGUACUUCGAAGCCUGGGAUAACAACGUUAAUAAAGUUCAUUUAUCGGAGGUACCGCAAAUAUGCAAAGAUGAGCCGUGCCAGCUCGGCAUCGAUGAGGCUGGGCGUGGGCCAGUUUUGGGACCCAUGGUUUAUGGAGUUUCUUACGCUCCGUUGUCGCAGAAGCAACUUCUCGUAGACCUGGGCUGCGCAGAUUCCAAGACCUUGACCGAGGAGAAAAGAGACGCGAUUUUUGACAAAAUUUGCAAACACAAUGAUACAAUGGGUUGGGCCGUGGAAGUGAUAUCGCCUAACAUUAUCGCGAAUAGCAUGUAUCGUCGCUGCAAAACAUCCUUGAAUGAGGUGUCUAUGGUCUCCGCGAUCGACUUAGCUAAACAAGUGAUCGAGGCUGGCGCGUGGAUCAAGGAGAUCUAUGUGGACACGGUAGGCCCGCCAGAAAAGUAUCAAGCCAGGCUAGAGCAGAUUUUUCCGGGUCUGAAGAUAGUCGUUGCAAAGAAGGCUGAUUCCACGUAUCCUAUUGUCAGUGCGGCCAGUAUCUGCGCCAAAGUCUCCCGUGAUCACGCAAUAUCAUCUUGGCAAUUCCUCGAAGGCUCGAUCAAAGGGGGAUACGCAAGUGGAUAUCCAAACGAUCCAGAGACGAAGAAGUGGUUGUCGGAGAACGUGGACCCUGUAUUCGGGUUCCCGCGUAUUGUCAGAUUCAGCUGGUCUACCGCCGAGAAGAUCCUGAAUUCGCAGGCCCUGUCAGUAGAGUGGGAAGAAGUGGAAGAAGAAGGAGAAACCGGAGAGCAAAAGAUCUCCAACUUCUUCGCCAGAUCGCCUGCCAGGUCUUGCCAGCCUCAGAAAAAGCGGCACGCGUUCUUUACCGAGAGAUGUCUCUUCAGUACUUCUACUUUAUGACCU